AUGGCCGGAGACUUUGCAGAGGAGAUCCAUUUCCGGCGACUGCUCAGAGAAACGAAGGUGGUGCCGGGCCCAAGCUAUAAAAUCUGCCGCUUCGACGCGUCGGUUUUCCGUUCGUCCCGUCCCGGCGCCGCCGACUUCGCACUAGCAUUUCCAGUCGAGACGGCAUACUUCAUUGCGUCCUCCUCCAGUGAAUGGGCUGUGAACAUCCAGCGGGACAGUUAUACAUCAUAUAUUGGCCGUUAUCCCAUGGCAUAUUUUUCGAUAGCUGAAAAUGAAUUAAUAGGGAGAGAGCAGUACAACCUCAUGCAGAAAAUGUUGCUGCACUGUGGUCUAACUCCUGAAAAAGAUGAAGAUUGAGAUGCUGAGGUUCUCCAAAAGCUAAUUGUUACCUCAUGUUCAGUUUAUUGUAUUUGGUCGUGUACAAUAUUUUAAUUUUUGUCAAGCUUCUUGGGUUUUUAGCCUCUUGCUAGCCUUAAUUCUCAACGCAGAUCUUGUACAGACAAUUCUUGGUAUCGUCCUUAUGAAGCCCCUGGUAUUUCUUAAUUUUUUUAUUACUAGCAGACAAGUUUGGAGGAUAUCUUAAGGUUUUCCAUGCUA
Molecule: messenger RNA, 597 nt
Organism: Nymphaea colorata (pocket water lily)
Lineage: Eukaryota; Viridiplantae; Streptophyta; Magnoliopsida; Nymphaeales; Nymphaeaceae
Exons: 4
Coding region: 1-357 (118 amino acids)
Biological process (GO): mRNA splicing, via spliceosome
Cellular component (GO): U2 snRNP; precatalytic spliceosome
Source: RefSeq, a predicted model, not a curated record